Xenia sp. Carnegie-2017 is the source of this 1308-nucleotide messenger RNA. Its product is annotated as beta-1,4-galactosyltransferase galt-1-like. The transcript has 2 exons. NCBI's taxonomy places the organism in Eukaryota, Metazoa, Cnidaria, Anthozoa, Malacalcyonacea, Xeniidae. The record is from RefSeq and is a predicted model, not a curated record. Bases 1 to 1308 code for a protein of 435 amino acids.
AUGGAUCAAGACGAAGCAGAGGUCAAGCUAAUUCUAAAUAAAAAAGAAAGCGACGGUUGUCGAAACCCAACUUUAUCUGUUCUUCAUCGCGCAGGGAAACUUUUAACAAUGAUCACGAUUUGUGGAAUUAUCUGUCUUUGGGAUGGAAAUUGCAAAACAUUUGCAAAUACAAAACUCGAGUUGGAAAGGGAAGACUUCACGGAGAUUGCUCCAGGCACUUUAAUAUAUUCAGUGUACUAUGUCUCGUCUGAAACACCAAAUUUACGAAUCAUAGCAAUUUCAGAAACUUCACGACAACCUAAGCUAUUCUGUCAUUCGGUAUGUGGCGAUCUGGAGAUCCAGGAGGCGAAAUUUCACUUGAUUUCCUCAGGUCAUAGUCAUAAAAACGAAACGCAUGCUGCAUUCAUUGUAUCGUGUGAACUACCCAGUCGAAGAAAGAGACAUCCUAGGUGGGUUUCCCUCUCUGCUGAAUAUGACAAGAAACGAAGCCAGAUAAUCACAUUUCCCGUUAUUUCUACAGAAAAUGAUCUUCUUAUCAAUAAUGAGUAUGCAGUGUGCAUACCUCCUGUAUUUGGAAAUGAAAUAACUCCAACCAAUUUUAUUGAGUUCAUUGAAAUGAACCACAUCUUUGGAGCAAAAAAGUUUUUCAUUUACAAUCUAACAAUGAACAAUGAACUUUCCAACGUUGUUAAUAUCUAUUGUAUUCGAGAUGUUGUCAUAGUGAUGCCAUGGAACCUCCCAAAUUAUUUGAAUGAUUUACAUGCUUUACAUUACCAUGGGCAAUUGGUAUCUGUGGAAGACUGUCUUUAUAGAAACAAAGGCAGCACCAAAUGGCUUGGCUUUUAUGAUUUAGAUGAAUUCCUAGUGCCCUUAAAUCAACCUACCAUUACAUCUUUAUUGAGAAACAUUUAUCGUCAUGAUGCCAGUGGUUACUGCAUUCAAAUGGUCUUGUUCCCAAAAGAUGAUGUUUUCACUUUAAAAGACUUCAAGAACGGUAGUCUUCUUGUUACACAGCAAUUUUUUUUCAGAACAAACAAUGUUUUUCCUAAAACAAGGAGAUCAAAAUGCAUUGUAGAUCCUCAGAAAGUCUUUGAAAUGGGAAUACACUAUAUUAAUAACCCAACAUAUGCUUACUACAUAGAAACAUGGGUUAAUACAAGUCAUGUCCUGGUGUUUCAUUAUCGACAAUGUGUCAGGUUCCCUGACCUUACAGAAGCUUGUAAGAGUCUUAAAGAAGAACGCCUCAUGUUAAAAUACAAAUCAAAGCUCAUACAAAGGGUUAAUCAUAUGUUUAAGAUAAUUACAUGA